Paramecium sonneborni is the source of this 518-nucleotide messenger RNA. Lineage: Eukaryota; Ciliophora; Oligohymenophorea; Peniculida; Parameciidae. The record is from the annotation of a GenBank genome assembly.
AUUACAUUAUUUUCUCUAUUCUCUCUGUAAUAUUUUCAAAUAAUAUAAGAUCAAUAUUAGUAAUAAUGAUUAAUCAAAUAUAAGAUUGUUGGUUUUAGUCUCGCUUAGAAUAAGAGCCUUCAAUUUAAUAAGUCAAAUCUAUACAGAUCCAAGUCAAUAAAUACACAAAUCAAAGAAAAGUUAGUUAAUUUGAGUCAGAAAGCUUUGAUAGUAUAAGGAGUGUUUUCAAUUCAGAUUGUGAUCCAAAACCUAUUUUCGAAACUCAAUCUCGUAUUAGCACAAAUAAUACAAUCCAAAAGAAAUCUAUGAAAAUGUCAAGACUCUUCAAUUCUCAGAAUGUCAAUUAAAUAUUAGCCUAACGAAAAAGGAUUCAGUCCUUUCGAUUGGAUUAAGAUGUACAAAGUUAUGAAGAAGAGGAAAGUCUACCUGAAAAACUAAUGGAUGUUGAUCUUUACUUUAGAUAAGAUGCUAUUGUUUCAGUCUAAAAAAUCCUUGAAACCUAAAGAAAACUAUCGUGA